AUGGUGAAGAAACUCUCCGGCGAGAGGGAGUAUAAGGUCACGGUGGCGGUGACGAGACUCGAGGGUUUACCACCCUCGGGGGAGGCGACUACGACGAUAGCGGCGGUGGAGCUGCGAUGGAACCGGCCCAAUGCGGCGUCGACACGUGGCACGCUUCUCUCGUGCUUUGUAGGGAGUUGGGGGAGGAGGAGGAGGAGGAGGAGGAGCCGGUGCGUUUCCCCGGCGAGGCCGGUGGGAAACGACGGCGCGGUCGAGUGGGGAAACGGGGAGGCGAACCGGUUCGAAACCCUGUGGUGCUCUGGAUCGUGUGAAGAAGUCGGUAACGAGGCGGUUCCCGGCGCCGACUCCCGCUUUUCGUGGGACGUUUCCUUCUCCGUUCUCAUCGGAACCCGAAAGGAGGGAAAGCUAAAAGAGAGUAAACUAGAAGAGAUGGGUUCAACAAUGGUGAGCCUAGCAGAGUGGGCUAGGGCUUCUCAACCUAUAGGGAAUGAGCCCCUGCUCCAAACCCAUACUAAACUGGCCAUUGUCUUGGUCGAUAAAGGAUGUGUCACACUUCAUGUAGCUGCAACCUUCAUGGAGGUAACCUCUCGUGAAGAAACUAAAGAAGCACCAUCCCUCAAAGAAAAAAUGACUAACAUCCGAGCUGCUAAAAGCCCAAGAUACUUUAGUUCAGAAACUUUGAAUUUAGAUCAGCUACUCCGGUUAGCCAAUGCAGAAAACAAGUUGGCUGUUUAUGGCACAAGAAAUCAAAACAUAUCUGAAAGCCUUAGAGAGAUGGAAAGAGAUACAGUAAAUAGAUUAUCCGACUCAGACCUUGAAGAUGAUCCUAUUGGUUCCUGGAAAACCAAAGAGUUCAUCAGCAGAGACAAAAGAACAGAGCUCAAGACACCAAUCUUCUGCGCUUCCAUAGAUCAAAGAGAUGAAACAGCUGGUGGAGAAAGCGCUUGCACUGCUCUCGUCACAGUGUUUGCAAACUCUCUGCACCGUAAUCAACUUAACACACUGACCAAAUCAAAGUUCGAUGCACUCAUCAAAGAAGGAUCCUCAGAGUGGAGAAAGCUAUGUAAGAAUCCUUAUUACAAGGAGCGAUUUCCGAACAAGCGAAAAUAA
This is a messenger RNA of Ananas comosus (pineapple), 1110 nucleotides long. RefSeq lists its product as uncharacterized. The coding region runs from base 1 to 1110 and encodes 369 amino acids. The transcript is spliced from 4 exons. NCBI's taxonomy places the organism in Eukaryota, Viridiplantae, Streptophyta, Magnoliopsida, Poales, Bromeliaceae. The record is from RefSeq and is a predicted model, not a curated record.